AUGACGACUUUUCAUUUAGAAGCGCCGAUUCGGCGUAUCGAUCCACCUCAACGAGCGGCAACCGAUAUCACCAUACGAACUCGAUACAUGAUCAUGCUUCUUGAAUACGAUCGAGGAAUACCAUUCAGCCACACAUGCAUGGCGGCCGUCUCUCAGUGGACAUUGCUGGCCGGUUACCUCGUCGUUCCGGGCACGUUCACCUCCCUUCAGCGGUUAAACGAGUUCAGCGGGGCAUCAGCUACCGUCGUUCGGGCAAUUCAGAACCCUCCAUUGCUCGCAAUCGCCUGCAUAUGUUUCUUCGCCGGUGCCUCUGCAAUGUCAUGGCUCGCGUGGAGAUGGAGAUUCAACGAUAUCUGGCUUUCCCACCUCUUCCGGCCCACGCUUCUCAAUGCACUGGCCGGUUUGCUGACUACGUUGGUCAACAUCUACUCGGCGCAAGAUGGUGACUGGUCCAUCAUGGCACUCUUGACCGUUAUCCUCACUGCUACGGUGAUGGUUGUGUCGGGAACCUUGACCGCAUAUUUUUACUUUUUUAAGCUAGCCGAGAUAAAAAAGGAGCAUGAGGCAGACAUGAUUCUGGAGUCUCGCCUACGGUGGCGAAGGGAGUUGGAGUUACAGUCGUGA
Molecule: messenger RNA, 624 nt
Organism: Talaromyces stipitatus ATCC 10500
Lineage: Eukaryota; Fungi; Ascomycota; Eurotiomycetes; Eurotiales; Trichocomaceae
Exons: 2
Coding region: 1-624 (207 amino acids)
Source: RefSeq, a predicted model, not a curated record